GUUAGAUGACUGGCUCCCGAUCACCUCCUCGAGGAACGCCAAGUGGUGGUACUCCGCGUUUCACAAUGUCACCGCCAUGGUCGGAGCCGGCGUCCUCAGCCUGCCGUACGCCAUGUCCGAGCUCGGCUGGGGCCCUGGCAUCGCGGCGCUGCUCCUGUCGUGGAUCAUCACGCUCUACACGCUGUGGCAGAUGGUGGAGAUGCACGAGGCGGUGCCGGGGACGAGGUUCGACCGGUACCACGAGCUCGGGCAGCACGCCUUCGGCGACAAGCUCGGGCUCUGGAUCGUCGUGCCGCAGCAGCUCGUCGUCGAGGUUGGCCUCAACAUCGUCUACAUGCUCACCGGCGGCAUGUCGCUCCAGAAGUUCCACGAGAUCGUCUGCAAAGACAGGAACUGCAAGGACAUCAAGCUCACCUACUUCACCAUGAUCUUCGCCUCUGUCCAGUUCGUCCUCUCCCAGCUCCCCAACUUCGACGCCAUCUCCACCAUCUCCCUCGCCGCCGCCAUCAUGUCAAUCUGCUACUCGACGAUUGCUUGGGGGGCUUCCUUGGACAGUGGAUGGAAGGCGGCGGGGCAAGUGAACUACCACCUGCGCAAGACGUCGGCGGCGGGGAAGGUGUUCGGCUUCUUCGAGGCGCUGGGGGUCGUGGCCUUCGCGUACGCCGGCCACAACGUCGUGCUGGAGAUCCAGGCGGCCAUCCCGUCCACGCCGGAGAUGCCGUCCAAGAAACCCAUGUGGAAGGGCGUGGUCGUCGCCUACGUCAUCAUCGCCCUCCACUACUUCCCCGUCGCGCUCGUCUGCUACUGGGCCUUCGGCAACACCGUCAAUGAGAACAUCCUCAUCACCCUCGACAAGCCCAAGUGGCUCAUUGCCACCGCCAACAUGAUGGUCGUCCUCCAUGUCGUCGGAAGCUACCAGGUUUACGCCAUGCCCGUGUUCGACAUGAUCGAGAUGGUGCUCGUCAAGAAGCUGCGCUUCCCUCCCGGCCUGCCCGUCCGUUUGGUUGCCCGGACCGCCUAUGUUGCGUUCACAAUGUUCAUAGCCAUCACCUUCCCCUUCUUCGGUGGGCUGCUUGGAUUCUUUGGCGGAUUCGCGUUCGCACCGACGACUUAUUUUCUUCCCUGCAUCAUGUGGCUGGCAAUCCACAAGCCCAAAAGAUUCAGCCUCUCAUGGUGCACUAACUGGAUCUGCAUCGUCCUUGGAUUCAUGCUUAUGAUACUAUCGCCCAUCGGAGGACUCUGGCGGAUUAUACAGAAAGCCAAGGAUUACCAUUUCUACUCGUAGAUUCUAGACUAGUAUACUACAUGUAAUCCCGCAUAUAGUUACAUAUAUGCUUGACAUAUG
Molecule: messenger RNA, 1345 nt
Organism: Lolium rigidum
Lineage: Eukaryota; Viridiplantae; Streptophyta; Magnoliopsida; Poales; Poaceae
Product: lysine histidine transporter 1-like
Exons: 6
Coding region: 77-1285 (402 amino acids)
Cellular component (GO): plasma membrane
Source: RefSeq, a predicted model, not a curated record